This is a messenger RNA of Orcinus orca (killer whale), 2743 nucleotides long. It is a transcript of the gene SESN1, whose product is annotated as sestrin 1. Gene Ontology annotation, molecular function: L-leucine binding; oxidoreductase activity, acting on peroxide as acceptor. The record is from RefSeq and is a predicted model, not a curated record. Lineage: Eukaryota; Metazoa; Chordata; Mammalia; Artiodactyla; Delphinidae. Gene Ontology annotation, cellular component: nucleus. The coding region runs from base 1 to 1656 and encodes 551 amino acids. Gene Ontology annotation, biological process: cellular response to leucine starvation; regulation of response to reactive oxygen species; negative regulation of TORC1 signaling. The transcript is spliced from 10 exons.
AUGGCUGAAGGAGAGAAUGAAGUGAGAUGGGAUGGACUGUGCAGUAGAGAUUCAACUACUAGAGAGACAGCACUGGAAAACAUUAGGCAGAUCAUUGUGAGAAAAACCGAGUGUCUUCGUUUGGUGAAAGAGACACCUUAUCGUCCAGCAGACGGCCUUUCAAAUGCUGUUUCUUUGGAUGGGUUGAAUAAGCUUCUUGCUCAUCUGCUUAUGCUUUCUAAGAGGUGUCCCUUUAAAGAUGUAAGAGAGAAAAGUGAGUUUAUUCUGAAGAGCGUCCAGGAACUUGGAAUUAGAAUUCCUCGACCACUAGGACACGGACCAAGCAGAUUCAUCCCAGAAAAGGAGAUUCUCCAAGUGGGGAGUGAAGACGCACAGAUGCAUACUUUAUUUGCAGAUUCUUUUGCUGCUUUGGGUCGUUUGGAUAAUAUUACCUUAGUGAUGGUUUUUCACCCACAAUAUUUAGAAAGUUUCUUAAAAACUCAACACUAUCUACUGCAAAUGGAUGGGCCAUUACCCCUACAUUAUCGGCACUACAUUGGAAUAAUGGCUGCAGCAAGACAUCAGUGCUCCUACUUAGUGAAUCUCCAUGUAAACGAUUUCCUUCAUGUUGGUGGAGACCCCAAGUGGCUUAAUGGUUUAGAGAAUGCUCCUCAAAAACUACAGAAUUUAGGAGAACUUAACAAAGUGUUAGCCCAUAGACCUUGGCUUAUUACCAAAGAACAUAUUGAGGGACUUUUGAAAGCUGAAGAGCACAGCUGGUCCCUUGCAGAACUGGUACAUGCAGUAGUUCUACUUACACACUAUCAUUCUCUUGCCUCGUUCACAUUUGGCUGUGGAAUCAGUCCAGAAAUUCAUUGUGAUGGUGGCCACACAUUCAGACCUCCUUCUGUUAGUAACUACUGCAUCUGUGACAUUACAAAUGGCAAUCACAGUGUGGAUGAGAUGCAGGUCAAUUCAGCAGGAAAUGUUUCGGUAAGUGAUUCCUUCUUUGAGGUCGAAGCCCUCAUGGAAAAGAUGAAGCAGUUACAGGAAUGUCGAGAUGAAGAAGAGGCAAGUCAGGAAGAGAUGGCUUCACGUUUUGAAAUAGAAAAAAGAGAGAGCAUGUUUGUCUUCUCUUCAGAUGAUGAAGAAGUUACACCAGCAAGAGAUGUAUCUCGUCACUUUGAGGAUACUAGUUAUGGCUAUAAGGAUUUCUCUAGACAUGGAAUGCACGUCCCAACAUUUCGAGUCCAGGACUAUUGUUGGGAAGACCAUGGUUAUUCUUUGGUAAAUCGUCUUUAUCCAGAUGUAGGACAGUUGAUCGAUGAAAAAUUUCACAUUGCUUACAAUCUUACUUAUAAUACAAUGGCAAUGCACAAAGAUGUUGAUACCUCAAUGCUAAGACGGGCUAUUUGGAACUAUAUUCACUGCAUGUUUGGAAUAAGAUAUGAUGACUAUGACUAUGGUGAAAUUAACCAGCUAUUGGAUCGUAGCUUUAAAGUUUAUAUCAAAACUGUUGUUUGCACUCCUGAAAAGGUUACCAAAAGAAUGUAUGAUAGCUUCUGGAGGCAGUUCAAGCACUCUGAGAAGGUUCACGUUAAUCUGCUUCUUAUAGAAGCUAGGAUGCAAGCAGAACUCCUUUAUGCUCUGAGAGCCAUUACUCGCUAUAUGACCUGAUGCCUUUCCUCCAUUAAAGAAGAUGAACGAUCAGCAGAUAUUGUCCUACAAGGGGAAGGUACUAAGCCCCAGGACCAAUGGUAGAUAAAAGAAUUCAGAAAUCCAUUGUGCCAUGAUUCCUUUAGUUUCUGCUAUUUUACUGUGGAAAUGCCACUGCUGGCACAAGCAGUGAGUGCUUGGCAGCUUCAAGUUUAGAGCUGUGAAGAAGGGCUGCUGUUCACAGUAUUUUGCUUUUUGACAGUACAAGAUGCUGUAUAACUUUUAAUACAGCAAAUAGUAACUCUCAAAAUCCUGUUGCUUUUAUGUUAAAAAAUAACAAGAAUUGGAGCAUGCAAAGAAUGGGACUUUGAUAAUGAUGUAAGCUUUUAUAUUGAUACAUAAAGGAUUUUAGAUAUUGGUGCUGCUAUUCCUGCUGGUGGAAUGAAUAGAGUGGCUGUUCCAGUUAAGCUAUUAGUAAUAAAGUGAACACUGCUACUAUCUGAGCCUACAUACAUAAUUUUUGUGGUUUCAAAUUAAACUUGCAUAUGUGUUAAUUUUUUUUGCACCUAAAAUUACAGCUCGGCAAAGACCAUUAUGAUGGUAACAGCUCAUUUCUUUCAUACAGUUUUUUAAUUCAGUUAUUGGAUGAUACUAAAUUACAGUGGCAUUCUUAAAGAUUUUCUUCAAAAAGCAAUCUUAAAUGAAAGUGUGUAAAUUAUAAGAAAAGCUGGCUACCUUUUGAUAUGCUGUUUCCCAAGAUUCUCUGACACUGGAGGGCAGCUGUCUUGUACAGUAUUUUUGUUUCCAGCACCAAAGUUAUGGGAAAUAUUGCUGUAGACUGCUGCGCAGUCCCAGGUGCAUUCUGCCCCUCUGCUCCUGCCCACCUCAUGGUCCCCACUUCAGAGGUUGUACAGCUCCUUAAAUAAUAAAGCUGGAAAAUAUAUUUAGUCAGGUUAUCAAAUUUGAUUUACAAAAAUGCUAGCUUUGUUUGAAAUGCAAACAGGCUUGAAAAAAAUGUAUUAAGUACUUUGUAUUCUGGAGGCGUGAACUGCUUUUGAAGUCUGUCAGUAUUAUUGGUAUUUUUCAAUAAAGAAUAAUUUUUCUGCAA